Molecule: messenger RNA, 2034 nt
Organism: Annulohypoxylon truncatum
Lineage: Eukaryota; Fungi; Ascomycota; Sordariomycetes; Xylariales; Hypoxylaceae
Exons: 7
Coding region: 460-1494 (344 amino acids)
Source: RefSeq, a predicted model, not a curated record
GGUCUGCAAGGUCUACCGAGUUGGUAGGUUGACUAAACACUACCUAAACUUUCCUAACCUAGUCGGUCUUAUUUCUCGCUUCUCUGUCGAAAGAAGAAUCGCGGGAAACAGAGAAAGGCUAUCUAAACAAUUGAUCCUCUUAUCCCAGCAACCCCCGACUACGGCUAGCGGCAUAAGUAGUAUACCUGGUAUACCUGGUAUACGUACUUGGUCGGGUGGACUGGGUUACCUGGCUACUUGCGCAGUACCGAGUGGGAAGACGCGUCUCUUGUAUCCCUCGUACUCAACGUACUCAACGUAUCUUUCUUCCAACUCGAAUCAAUUCCGGCUUCAAGGUUACGAAGAACACAAACUAACUGUACGCGACCGAGCAGAAACCUCUAGUUUUUGAUUGCUCCUAUCGCGUCGUUUCGCAGCAGGAGUAAAAAUAAACAAAGUUCGAACGUUACGAUUAAAUUUAUGCACCACUUGAAGAACCAUCCGCAUACAUCAGCUCCAAUCAUGCAGCAAUGGCAGGUCGGCCCUGUGCCGGGGGACUACCUCUACGCACCGAACUCCACUCAGCAUCCGAAUGAUCCUAUGCACUCAAACCACCCCUACCAAAACGAGAUGUCACGGAGGAAUGAGUUCGCAGGUUAUACGCCACAACCUCCGAACCCUGGUGCUCAACCUCACCCCUCGCACGGUCAGCAGCACCACCAGCAGCUGCCUCAGCAUCAACAACAUCAAAAUCAGCCGCACCAGCAAUCUCAUGGUCCCCACUCUCAGCAUCCGCACCACCAGCCGCACCAGCCGUCGCAUCAGGCGCAACAGCACCAUGCGACUCCGGUGCCGCCUCCGAUGACAAUCCCGCAACAACCCGUCGCACCUUCCCAGCAGUCGACGCCUACCCCGGCUCCGGCACCUGCACCCCGCGGUCGUAAGCGCCCCGCGCCUCCACACCAGCAGGCUCACGGACAAGCCCACCAGCAGCCGCAUGCGCCCACCGCAAACCCGGCCACGCCCGUUCCGGCUGCCACCACUGUCGCAGCUCCUACCGCAAACACUCCCGCGCCUGCGCCGGCUCCUGUUCCAGUCUCGGCGCCGCCCCCGAUGCAGGUCACUCCCGUGGCUCCACCCGCUGUUCCGACUAAGGAGGAAAACAGCACUCCUUCAGUCCCUCCCCCUGCUAAGAAGAGCCGAACUAACACACCCUGGACCCCCGCCGAGGAGCUUCGACUCAAACAGAUGAGGGAUAACGGUAAUAGCUGGGCUGAGAUAGCCAAGACCUUCCCAACCCGAACCGAAGGCAGUGUAAAGAAGCAUUGGUACAAGGAUAUGCACUACGCCGAAUUCGCCGAAGAUGAGAGUCAGGCACUGCUCAACGCCAUCAAGGACUACGAGAACAACAAGUGGAAGACCAUUGGACAGAAAGUCGGCAAGCCAGCAAAGGCCUGCGAACAAUACGCUAAAGAGCAUUUCCCAGAAUUGUUCUCUACGCAAAAGGCUCUAUGAUGUUGCGUCAAGGCGAUCCCACUUGUCGGGGAAGGCAUCUCAUGCCCAACUUCGUAACCCCCCGAUUCCGUCAACGACGUGGGAUGGGAUGGAAUAUCCGACGUACGGUCGUAUCCCACCCAUCUCUCUUUCCAUAUUUACUUUUGUUUCGGUAUAUUGAGACGGCAAGGAACGGGUUUUUCUUAUUCAAAGCACGAUUCCCCCACGGGAGAAUGGUAGGGUUGUCAGAUUAGGUUAUUCGGGAGGGCAAAGAGUACUGUCUUUCUGUGCUUCGAAGGGGGAUAUUUCAUUGAGUGGGUCGUGGCAAGCAGGUUUCCAGGUCUCGAGAUGCUUUUUUCGAAGAAAACUCAUAAAAAUCCGGCUUUAAUGUAUGAUGAAAGAUCAGUCAGGCGCUCUUCUAGGUGGUCCGUAAUGCAGAAUUGCCGGACGGUAAAACCAGCUUAGUAGUCAUGCACGAUUUCUAGAUUGCUAGCGUAGCUAGCUUGUAAAAAUAUCAGCACAGUAGAUCCCUAAUAAGACGUAUGCGUAUCUUGGUGGUUA